Messenger RNA from Neopsephotus bourkii (Bourke's parrot), 509 nucleotides. RefSeq names its product mitochondrial ribosomal protein S21 (gene MRPS21). Gene Ontology annotation, molecular function: structural constituent of ribosome. Gene Ontology annotation, biological process: translation. NCBI's taxonomy places the organism in Eukaryota, Metazoa, Chordata, Aves, Psittaciformes, Psittacidae. Gene Ontology annotation, cellular component: ribosome. Bases 126 to 479 code for a protein of 117 amino acids. The transcript has 4 exons. The record is from RefSeq and is a predicted model, not a curated record.
CCGAAACGAGGUCCCCCCGGGUCCCCCCCAUCCCCGUGCACUGCGAAGCGGGCCCGGAAAGGGGAGGGAGGGGGGAAGCCGCGACCCCUCCCCCCCAGCGAUGCCGAUCGCGUCUUUGCCCAAAAAUGCCAGGAGCUCGGGGGCUUCAUCCGGCCCCUGCAGGAGCUGCUCGAGGGGCUCCAGCGGGGGCGGUUCCACAGAGCCCCGCGCCCCCCAUGGCGAAUCACCUCCGGUUCUGGGGCCGCACCGUCAUGGUGCAGAACGGCAACGUGGAGGCUGCCUACAGCGCGCUCAAUAGGAUCCUGACGCAGGACGGGCUGGUGGAGACCGUGCGGCGCGGGCGCUACUACGAGAAGCCGUGCCGGCGGCGGCAGCGGGAGGCCUACGAGGCGAGCCGGCGGGUGUACAACGCCGAGAUGGCCCGCAAGAUCGGCUUCCUGGCGCGGAGCAACCGGCAGGACCCGUGGCUCGGCUGCUAAUGGCGGCCGCAAUAAAGGCUCCUGCUUCCC